GGCCCCGCCGGUUGUCACAGCGACGGGCACGGCGCCGCCAUGUCGGACCUGGGCUCCGAGGAGGGCUCCGAGGCCGGGGAGGCCGCGGGAGGCAUCGGGGAGUACGAAGGCGGUCGCAAUUCCGAAGGGCAGCGGCACGGGUUUGGGAAGGCACAGCUGCCCAAUGCUGACACCUACGAAGGGGAAUACGAGUGUGGUUUGAGGAAUGGACAUGGGACCUACAGGUUUAAAAACGGUGCCAUCUACACCGGGGACUACCUUCAAAACAAAAAGCAUGGCAAAGGUGUAUUUUUUUAUCCAGAUGGAUCAAAAUAUGCAGGAGACUGGGUGCAUGACCAGAGACAGGGCUAUGGAGAAUAUCUGUAUGCAAAUGGUGACACCUAUACUGGAGAAUGGGCUAACAACAAGAGGCAUGGGCAAGGCACCUAUGUCUAUAAAGACACAGGAUCCAAGUAUGUUGGCUGCUGGGUAAAUGGAAUCCAGGAUGGACCAGCUGAACUUAUCCACCUAAACCACAGAUUUAAGGGCAGGUUUCUCAAUGGAAAGCCUUUAGGUCGUGGCAAAUUCAUCUUUGAUAUUGGAUGUGAGCAGCAUGGUGAAUACAUACAACCAGUGCAGGAAAAAGAGGAGGAAGAAGAUGAGGAACCACCAUUACCUCUUGAACCAAUAUGGAAAGUAUCAGAAAUUACCAAAUUAACACCCUGGUCUCCCCAUGAUGAGGAGCUACUAGACCCCAGAGAAGCAGCAGGUGCAUCAGGUACAGCAGUCACUGAUGAGGCUGUGAGUCACCCAACCAGCGAUGCAGGAGGGGAAGGUGAGGGAAGAGAGGAAGAAGUAAACCAAGAUCAGGAGGAUCAAGAAAUUACUGAUUUUGGAGGAUAAACCAGAGGAAACAGGAAUUGGGUACAACUAAAGAAAAAUACCCAAAAAAUUGAAAUUUUGAAGUAGAUGAUUUAGUGUGGUAAGCCUGCAGUAUUUUUAUUUGUAAAAGGGUGUGUUAAGAUGUUUUAAAUAAACAUUUCAGUUAGUGUUCUGUCU
Molecule: messenger RNA, 1038 nt
Organism: Parus major (Great Tit)
Lineage: Eukaryota; Metazoa; Chordata; Aves; Passeriformes; Paridae
Gene: RSPH1
Product: radial spoke head component 1
Exons: 9
Coding region: 40-882 (280 amino acids)
Biological process (GO): axoneme assembly; spermatid development
Cellular component (GO): nucleus; motile cilium
Source: RefSeq, a predicted model, not a curated record